This is a messenger RNA of Salvia hispanica, 2660 nucleotides long. Its product is annotated as Tetratricopeptide repeat (TPR)-like superfamily protein. Gene Ontology annotation, cellular component: intracellular membrane-bounded organelle. Gene Ontology annotation, biological process: RNA modification. NCBI's taxonomy places the organism in Eukaryota, Viridiplantae, Streptophyta, Magnoliopsida, Lamiales, Lamiaceae. The record is from RefSeq and is a predicted model, not a curated record. Gene Ontology annotation, molecular function: RNA binding; protein binding; zinc ion binding.
UAGUGGCCGCCCAGACCACGCCGUCGCCGAUGAAGACUAAAUGUAGACUGAAAUUCAAUUGGUACUUCUCAGAGCUGCGGCUGCGGCGUUUCUCCACCACCGCUAACAUCGAAUCGCUCUUCAACAAAUACAUUGACAGAAGCAGCAUCCACUCAUGGAACUCUGUCAUCGCCGAGUUAGCUCGGAGCGGCGACUCAAUCGAGGCCCUCAAAGCCUUCUCCUCACUUCGCAAAUCCGACCUUAAGCCUAACCGCUCAACCUUUCCCUGCGCUAUCAAAUCAUGCUCCGCACUCGCCGAUCUCAAUUCCGGUAAGCAAGCUCAUCAACAAGCUAUUAUCUUUGGCUAUGCUUCCGAUCUAUUUGUAUCUUCCGCGCUAAUUGAUAUGUAUGCCAAAUGCCGCGAAUUGCGCGAUGCACGGAACAUGUUCGACGAAAUUCCUCACAGAAAUGUUGUGUCAUGGACUUCGAUGAUUAAUGGAUAUGUUCAAAAUGACUGCGCUAGGGAGGCUCUGCUGCUGUUUAAGGAGCAGUUGGUUGAAGAGAGCGUGGAGGAGGGGUGUUUUGUUGAUGGAGUCACGAUGGUUUCGAUUCUGUCUGCUUGUUCUCGUGCUUGUGAGAAGAAUGUGACGCGUGGGGUUCAUUGUGUUGUGAUUAAAAGAGGUUUCAAUGAUGAUUUGGGGGUUGGGAACACUUUGAUUGACGCUUAUGCCAAAUGUGGGAUGCUUGAGUGUUCAAGGAGAGUGUUUGAUGGUAUGAGUGAAAGGGAUUCCAUCUCUUGGAACUCUAUGAUUGCAGUAUGUGCGCAGAGUGGGGCAGCGGAGGAGGGAAUUGAAGUUUUCCGAUCAAUGGUGAGGAUUGCAGAGUAUGAUGCGGUGACUUUGUCAGCUGUGUUGUUAGCUUGUGCUCAUGCUGGAGCUCUUAGAAUCGGGAAAGGAAUACAUGUUCAGGUGAUGAAGAUGAGCUUGGAGAGCGACGUAUUUGUUGGAACUUCGAUUAUUAACAUGUACUGCAAAUGUGGCAGAGUUAGUUUAGCUAGGAGAGCAUUUAAUAGGAUGAAUUUCAAGAAUGUGAAGACAUGGUCCGCCAUGAUUGCUGGCUAUGGAAUGCACGGCCAAGCAAGGGAGGCUCUCGAGAUUUUGGCAGAGAUGAUUCGCCGUGGAGUGAAACCUAACAGUAUCAGUUUUGUAUCGGUGCUAUCAGCGUGUUGCCACGCUGGUCUGGUGGAUGAAGGGUGGCACUGGUUUUGCACAAUGCAGCAUAGGUUUAAAAUAGAACCGACUAUAGAGCACUACGGCUGCAUGGUUGAUCUCCUUGGGCGGGCGGGUUUUCUUAAAAAGGCUUAUGGUUUGGUCCUGGAUAUGAAUGUCAGACCUGAUCUUGUGAUUUGGUGUUCUCUUUUAGCUUCGGGUAGGAUACACAGAAACAUUGAGAUAGCGGAGAUCUCUGCAAGGAAAUUGUUUGAGUUGGAUCCAAAUAACUCGGGUUAUUACACAUUGCUUUCGAAUAUUUAUGCUGAUGCUGGUAGGUGGGAUGAUGUGAAAAGAAUUCGAAUAGAUAUGAGAAAACAUGGAAUUGCUAAAUCUCCUGGAUUUAGUAUAAUUGAACUUAAAGGUAGGGUUCAUGUGUUUCUGGUUGGUGAUAGGCAGCAUCCGGAGCAUGAAAAGAUAUAUGCUUACCUAAAAGAGUUAGCUGCGAAGCUUCAAGAAGUUGGUUAUGUACCUAGCGUGAGCUCAGUUCUUCAUGAUGUUGACGAAGAAGAAAAGGAGAUCGCGUUACAAAUUCACAGUGAGAAGUUGGCUGUUGUUUUCGGACUUAUGAGUUCGAUUCCUGGUACAACCAUCCAGGUUACGAAGAAUAUUAGAACUUGCGAAGACUGUCAUACGAUGUUUAAGUUGAUUACAAAGAUUAAAGAUCAUGAUAUUGUGAUAAGAGAUCCAAAACGGUUUCACCUCUUCAGCAAAGGUGUUUGUUCAUGUGGAGACUACUGGUGAGGUGCUCGAUUGAGAAUAUCUAAGAUUUAAGACAACUCAAUCCUGUGGUGUUUCCUUUUCUCUUGGUACUGGAAUACUGCCUUUGAAGAAUUAUUGGUUUAUGAAGAGUGGCAACAGAUCCUUGUUAAAAUCAACCGGCAAGACGUAGUUCCCUCGUCCCUUAAAAAUAUGAAUUUUAAAGGGCACGAGUGCAUAAUUUUAAGGGACAGGGAGAGUAUAAUAGAAGGAAACUGGAUUACUUGCUGAUGAGUUUACAGCUACAUCAGAUGAAAUCAGGAAAGUUGGUUGAACUUAAAUGUUGAAGAAGGAAGCAUCAUGCUUUGCUGCAGAGAAAGAAAGCGGUUUUUAACAUAUUUUAUAAAUGUAAUGGGGUGAUUUGCAAAUCUUAAAUUUUUUCUACAGUAGAUACCCAAAUUUGGUGUUCUACUCUAAAUUUGGUGUUAGUUCCAUUGAACCCAAAAAUGGAUUUGGGUUUAGUGUAUGGUUGGAGAUGUUUUUUAUACCAAAAGUAGAAUUUGAUGUAUGGUUAGAGAUGGUCUUAGUGGAUAGCAUGUUAUGUUAUGCUUACGAGUAACAGGAGAUCCAUAUCCAUUGAACACUACAUUUAUUAAAGUAGACCAUAAUCUAUCUAUACAUAUAUAAAAGGCGAGUUCUGGCCUUUAAUGUAAA